AAAGCAACGGAUAUAUCCCUCCAGUCGACGACAAGAAAGGCCGCGAGAUAGUUUUCUAAGAGCGUCCUCUAUUAAAUUAAUCAUAAAUAUUUUUAGGACUUAUAUUGCCGAAAUAGUCUGCAAAGAGUUUUGUGAAAUUUAAAAAGUUAAAGUGAAGUGUCAAAAAAGUUGGCGGCAAAAGUUCUUCUACACUUUUUUAAACUUAAAUAUCAAAUAAAACUUGCAAUUUAACUAUUUACUAUAAAUGUACAUACAUAGGUAGGUGUAAUGUGAAAUUAAAAACCAAACUUUAACCAAAAUGUGCAACAGAAAUCAACUGCAACAAAAAUAAUAGUUUUUCAAGUGGCUGCAGUGACAAAUUGACAUUUUCUUUUUUCACAAUGGGGGCUGGCAAAGUGUCGUUUGUCAUAGUCCAGUUGUUUGCUUUCUUCACAUGGCAUGCGACUUCUCAGGAGUACGUCAGAAUGGGUUCCAACACAAACGCAGCCGAGGCCAUGCAGUUUCUACGGGAAUACGACAGAGAAGCUUCUGGAAUGUGCUACAGAGUAACAAUGUCGCAAUGGCGCUUCGUCACCAACAUAACCGAGUACAACCGGCGACGGAUGCUGGAGGAACUGGCUCUAAACUCCAAGUUCGAAAGACUCUCAUGGAGGAAAGCCGCUGCGUAUGACGCCACCAGGGUCUCCGAUGUGCAGAGUAGGAGGCAGCUAGUGAAGAUCGUGCAGGGAAGCCGGGCGGCGCUGCCUGAGGAUAAGUUUAAUGAGAUCCAUCAAAUAAUAACCGAAAUGAAGGAGAUCUACAACGCAGCCAAAAUCUGCCCUUACGGCCAGAAGCCCUACGACUCCCAUCUACAAAGAGACAGCCCAUUCUACCCUCAAAGUCGACAGGAACCUUACGACCAGACCAGAUCCCACAGCCAAGACAUCUACCAGCCGUUUGGCCCAGGGUUUCCUCACGAAACCCCUGAGAACUCCAAUUAUUGUGACAUGCAGUUGGACCCUGAGAUAUCGAGGAUAUUGGCGCACUCCAGGAUUGAGAGUGAGCUGGUAUAUGUUUGGAAGAGCUUUAGAGAACAGACCGGACCGAAGAUGAAGAAUCGGUUCAUGAGAUACGUGCAGUUAGCCAACCAGGCUGCUGUUAGUACUGGUUACUCCGACGCCGGCGACCAGAUGCGUGCCUCAUACGAAGACCCGUCAUUCCGGGCGUCACUAGAAGAGAUCUACAACCAGGUGGCGCCACUGUACAAGCAGCUGUUCACGUAUGUGCGCAGGAAGCUGAUCCAGCGGUAUGGGGAGAGGGUUGUGAGGCCAGACGGGCCUAUACCGGCGCAUUUGUUAGGUAACAUGUGGGCUCAGAACUGGAAGUCUAUAAUGGAUCUUGUAAUGCCGUUCCCGCAGGCACCCAACAUUGACGUCACCUCGGAGAUGCUGAGACAAGGGUUCACACCUUUGAGAAUGUUCCAGAUGGCGGAAGAGUUCUACACCUCAAUGGGCAUGAAGCCCGCGCCUCCGGAGUUCUGGCGCGGCUCCAUGCUGGCGCGGCCGGCGGAGCGCAGUGUCCAGUGCACUGCUAGCGCUUGGGACUUCUGCAAUAGGAUUGACUACAGGAUCAAGCAGUGCACGGAGGUGACGAUGCAGGACCUGGUGUCAACGCACCACGAGAUGGCUCACAUCCAGUACUACUUGCAGUACGCGGAGCAACCACAGCUGUUCAGAGACGGGGCUAAUCCAGCGUUCCAUGAAGCGGUGGCGAAUGCAGUGACGCUAUCCGUGUACAACAUCCAACAUCUGCAGAGAGUCGGCCUCUACAACAACAGAACGCACGACCCCUACCAAGUGAGCAUGAACUUCCUGAUGACGAUGGCGCUGGAGAAGGUCGCCUACCUGCCCUUCGCGUUCAUGGUGGACCAGUGGCGGUGGUCAGUGUUUGAAGACGGCGUCCAAAAUAUGAACUCAAGAUGGUGGCAGAUGAAACUACGAUUUCAGGGCGUGAUCCCGCCAAUGCAGAGGACAGAAGCAGACUUUGAUCCGGGAUCCAAAUAUCACGUUAUUUCUGAUCAGGAGUACAUAAAGUACUUCCUCGGCACGGUGCUGGAGUUCCAGCUGUUCGAGCAGCUGUGCCAGGCGGCGGGGCAGGCGGGGCACCUGCACGAGUGCGACGUGUAUAGGAGUCGCGACGCCGGGAGGCUACUGAGUGAGAUAAUGCAGCCGGGCGCAUCAAAGACUGCGUCGGAGAUCAUUCGCACCAUGACGCGCGGCAGAACCAACCGGAUAUCACCUGAGUCUUUAGUCAGAUACUUCCGCCCCCUAGAGCUGUGGCUUCGAGUCCAAAACCGAGACGAACCUCUCAUAGGAUGGAGCUCCAACUACCAGGACAUAGGCCUGUUCGCGCCACAACGAGGCCACGGGACAACGGUUACAUUCUCUAUGGUCCUUCUAGUGUUGUCUAUGAUGCGAUUUGUUUUGUUUUUAUAGUGGGUUUUGGAAUGUGAUGUUUUGGUCACGAUACAAACGGUUAGGUACAUACUCUAUGGUCCUUCUUGUGUUGUCUAUGAUGCAGUUUGUUUUGUUUUUAUAAUGGGUUUAAGCAUGGGGAGGCCUUUGCCUAGCAGUGAAACACAGAUAUGGCUAUAUAAAAAGUGUGUUUACUGUUUAGGAAUGUGAUGUUUUGACUUUUUUUCUGGAUGUAGGUACUUAAUCCAAAUGUAAAUGGGUAUUUUUUCUGUUAUAUGUAUGGUUGUGUGUAUUUUAUAUAAGGUUACAUCGCUUA
This is a messenger RNA of Plutella xylostella (diamondback moth), 2769 nucleotides long. RefSeq names its product angiotensin-converting enzyme. The record is from RefSeq and is a predicted model, not a curated record. NCBI's taxonomy places the organism in Eukaryota, Metazoa, Arthropoda, Insecta, Lepidoptera, Plutellidae. Gene Ontology annotation, biological process: proteolysis. Gene Ontology annotation, molecular function: peptidyl-dipeptidase activity; metallopeptidase activity. Gene Ontology annotation, cellular component: plasma membrane.